Molecule: messenger RNA, 1796 nt
Organism: Anguilla anguilla (European eel)
Lineage: Eukaryota; Metazoa; Chordata; Actinopteri; Anguilliformes; Anguillidae
Gene: htra4
Product: HtrA serine peptidase 4
Exons: 9
Coding region: 1-1383 (460 amino acids)
Biological process (GO): proteolysis; positive regulation of apoptotic process; programmed cell death
Cellular component (GO): extracellular region
Molecular function (GO): serine-type endopeptidase activity; protein binding
Source: RefSeq, a predicted model, not a curated record
AUGAUCAAAUUAAUGGCGUGUAUUUUAUUUGCCUCUGUAGUGCAUUCGCGGCUUCUCCGAAAGAGACAAGCUCCGUGCCCAGAGGUGUGUGAUGUGUCCCACUGUCCUGCAUCAGAAUCGUGCUAUUAUGGAGUUGUAAAGGAUAACUGCGGUUGCUGCGUAAUUUGCGCCUCCGGAGAGGGCGACAUUUGUGGCGAGCAUGGAACAGGCACUUGUGGUGAGGGUAUGGUGUGUGACUACGCGCCAGGAAGCCACAGGCACCAGGGCUCUUGCGUGUGUUCCUCGAACGAGCCCGUGUGCGGGAGUGAUGGAAGGACUUACCCUACCCUAUGCCGCUUGAGAGCGGAGAACAGGAGAGCUGAGAUCAGCGGGACGCCUCCGGUCAUCUUGAUUCAGAGGGGACGCUGUGACUCAGGGUCCCUUAAUCCUGGCAGCAUGCGCUACAAAUUCAACUUCAUCGCCGACGUGGUGGACAAAAUCGCGCCCGCCGUGGUCCAUCUGGAGCUUUUCCGCAGAUUGCCGUUCUCCCAGAAGGAGGUGCCGGUGUCCACUGGCUCGGGGUUCAUCGUGUCAGAGGAAGGCUGGAUUGUCACCAACGCGCACGUUCUGUCCAACAAGCAGCGCAUUAAAGUCGAGCUGAAGAGUGGGGCACAGUAUGACGCCACCGUCAAGGAUGUGGACCAGAAACUAGACAUCGCGCUCAUUAAAAUCGAGUCAGAUAACCACCUGCCCGUGCUGAUGCUGGGCCGCUCGUCGGACCUGCGCCCGGGGGAGUUCGUGGUGGCCGUGGGCAGCCCCUUCUCCCUGCAGAAUACCGUCACCACCGGCAUCGUCAGCACCACGCAACGGGGCGGCCACGAGCUGGGGCUCAAGGACUCGGACAUGGAGUACAUCCAGACCGACGCCAUCAUCAACUACGGCAACUCAGGGGGCCCACUGGUUAACUUGGAUGGAGAGGUUAUCGGAAUUAACACUUUGAAGGUUACAGCAGGGAUAUCAUUUGCGAUUCCUUCAGACAAAAUACGCCAGUUCCUCACCGACUCCUACGACAGACAAAUAAAAGGAAAGACACUUCCUAAAAAGAAGUACAUGGGGGUGAGAAUGUUCCAGCUUUCAGCAUCAAUGAUCAGAGACCUGAAGGACCGCGACAAAGCUUUCCCGGAUGUGACCUCGGGCGUGUACGUGUACGAGGUGAUCCCUGGGACCGCUGCAUCGAGUUCCGGGCUGCAGAACCAAGACGUCAUCAUCAGCAUCAACGGGCGGGCCGUCCGGACCACGGAGGACGUGAGCAACGCGGUCCACUCCAGCAGCGCCCUGGCGGUGGUGGUGCGCCGGGCCAACGAGGACGUGGUCCUCAAAGUGGUCCCAGAGGACGUAGACUGAGCUGCACUUCCUCCAUAAAAUAAAGUCUAGGAGGUUCUCUAUUAUUCAGCAUGGACCUCACCACCCUAUGUUACCACACCAAGCAAUAUAAGAAUACGAAUGUUUCUUACACAAAAUGCAAGAAAACGCACAUAUUUAUAUACUGUAUAUAUUAUCAGUGUAUAUACGUACUCAUAUUCCGUACUUUUUUGUCCUUUCUUUCUACAUUGAGCACUGACUUUGCCCAUUUCUGGUCCACAUAUGACCAAAAGUCAGAGGAUAAGGAAAAGAAAUAGGUAUUAUCAUGACAACUGCAAAGGCAACCCAUCACAGGAGUUCUGUUCAUAGUAGGGAUUCAUAAUGAACAGGAUUUUUUUUGAAGAUGAGAACUUAAUUUUUUUAAUCAUUUAUAAUAAAAAAAAAUGUUGAAUUAA